AUGAUUCAUAAAUGGUUCUAUAAAUUUAUUAGACGAAGAACGAAACCAAUUCCGGCGGAUGAAGCUUUUUUAUGGAAGCGGCGCCUAAGUUUAGCGUAUGGAUUUAUUGCCUGGAAUGCAUUUGGUUUACUUGUUUAUUCAAUUUAUCAAGGAAAAGCGGAUUGGGCACACUAUUAUGGUCUCAAAUCAGAUGAAGAGCAAGCAAUACCUCCAGCACAAGCAUGGGCUAAGACAUUAGGCAUUAAAAAUGCUAAAGUCUACAGAAUAUCUGGGUUUAAAAAGGUGGACGAAUAUGAAAUAGUUGAUGGUGAACAAGUAAGACAUACCAAAAAGGAUACACAACCCACUGAAGAAUUAAAAGAAUGA
This is a messenger RNA of Parnassius mnemosyne (clouded apollo), 366 nucleotides long. NCBI's taxonomy places the organism in Eukaryota, Metazoa, Arthropoda, Insecta, Lepidoptera, Papilionidae. The record is from the annotation of a GenBank genome assembly.